This is a messenger RNA of Trematosphaeria pertusa, 702 nucleotides long. Its product is annotated as lytic polysaccharide monooxygenase. The record is from RefSeq and is a predicted model, not a curated record. NCBI's taxonomy places the organism in Eukaryota, Fungi, Ascomycota, Dothideomycetes, Pleosporales, Trematosphaeriaceae. The transcript is spliced from 3 exons. The coding region runs from base 1 to 702 and encodes 233 amino acids.
AUGAAGUUCUCUACGUCUCUCGCUCUUGCCGCUGCGGCUUCAACGGCCUCUGCACACACCAUCUUCGUUUCUCUGAAUGGGGGCAAGGUUGGCGACGGUGUCCGGGUUCCUUCAUACGAUGGUCCCAUCACGGACGUAUCUUCCAACGACAUCGUCUGCAACGGCGGCCCCAACCCCACGCAGAAGACCUCAACCAUCAUCACCGUGCAAGCUGGCUCCUCGGCCAAGCUCACAUGGCGUCACACCCUGACCUCGACUGCCAGCGAUGUCAUCGACGCGAGCCACAAGGGCCCCGUUAUGGCGUAUAUGAAGAAAGUCUCAAACGCAGCGACCGACUCCGGCGUUGGCUCCGGCUGGUUCAAGAUUGCCGAAGACGGCCUCGACUCCUCCGGCAAAUGGGGGGUGGACCGCCUUAUAGCGAACCAGGGCAUCCAAACCGUCACCAUCCCGCAGUGCAUCGCGCCCGGCCAGUACCUGCUCCGCGGCGAGCUGAUCGCUCUACACGGUGCGCAAAGCGCGAACGGUGCGCAGUUUUAUAUGGAGUGCGCUCAGAUUAAUGUCACGGGCGGAUCCGCGAGCAAGACGCCGAGCAGUGUGAGCUUGCCGGGAGCGUAUAAGGCGAGCGACCCGGGGAUUCUGUAUAACUUGUAUACAGGGCAGAAGACGUACACUGCGCCAGGGCCGAGCGUGUUCAAGUGCUAG